AUGGUUGAAACUACAUCACCGUCUCGUGAUGUAAAAAAACGACAUAGAAGUACAAGUAAAGAAAGAGAACAUCGUCAUCAUCGAUCACAUCGUGAUGGUAAUGAAAAAAAACAUCGACAUUCAUCACCUAAACGAUCAAAAUCACCUGAUUCAAAACGUCGAAAAAAUGAUGAAGUUAAUAAAGUAAAAAAACAAAAUGAGGAUGAUAUUGAAGAAGGAGAAUCAACAAUUAAUGAAACAACAACUACAACAACAGUAAAUAAUAAUGAAACUAAUGGAACAACUACUACAAAACGUGUACCACUUUCAUUAGAAGAAAUGCUUGAAAAAAAUAAGAAAGAACAAGAAGCAAUUGCAAAACCCAAAUUUAUAACUAAAGAAGAACGUGAAGCUGCAGCAUUACGACGACGACAAGAAGAAGCUGACGCUAUUCGUCAACGUAAUGAUGAAUUGCGUAAAAAAUAUUCUUCAUUCAAUAAGGAAGCUGAACAAACAGCUGCAAAAGAGGAUCGAGAACGUGAACGAAAAGAACGCGAUCGUCAUCGACGUGAAAAAGAAGAACCAACAGAGCGACCAAAUACUUCAAAUGCUGAUGAAGAACGUGAAGAAGCAGCUGUCAAAGAACGAUAUCUUGGCAUUGUUAAAAAAAAACGUAAAGUUCGUCGUUUAAAUGAUCGAAAAUUUGUUUUUGACUGGGAUGCUGGUGAAGAUACAGCUGUUGAUUAUAAUCCAAUCUAUAAAGAAAAACAUCAAAUACAAUUUUUUGGUCGUGGUCAUAUUGCUGGUAUUGAUAUUAAUAAACAAAAAAAAGAUCAAUCGAAAUUCUAUGGUGAUUUACUUGAAAAACGACGUACACAAGGAGAAAAAGAUCGAGUAACAGCUCGUCUUAAAUUUGAUCGAGAAAAAGAUGAAAAACGUCGUUAUGAUGAACGUCAUUGGUCUGAUAAAACUUUAGAAGAAAUGGCUGAUCGUGAUUGGCGUAUUUUCAAAGAAGAUUAUAAUAUAACAACAAGAGGUGGAAAUAUUCCACAUCCAUUACGAUCAUGGGAUGAAGCUGGACUUGAAAAAGGCAUUAUUGAUGUUAUUAAAGCUGCCGGUUAUAAGGAGCCAACACCAAUUCAACGACAAGCUAUUCCAAUUGGUUUACAAAAUCGAGAUGUAAUUGGUAUUGCAGAAACUGGUUCUGGUAAAACAGCAGCAUUUCUUAUACCUUUAUUGGCUUGGAUUCGAUCAUUACCACCAGUUGAUAGAACUCUUGAUGCUGAUAAUGGACCAUAUGCACUUAUUUUAGCACCAACUCGUGAAUUAGCACAACAAAUUGAAGAAGAAGCAGUUAAAUUUGGAAAACCAUUAAAUAUAAUUGUUGUCUCAGUUAUUGGUGGUUUAUCUCAUAUGGGUUUUGAAGCUGAUGUUAAACGUAUUCUUGAAUAUUUACCAGUUACAAAUCAGAAACCAGAUAAUGAACUCGCAGAAGAUACAAGAGAUUUUGGUUCAAAAGAUAAAUAUCGUCAAACAGUAAUGUUUACAGCAACAAUGACACCAACUAUUGAACGUUUAGCACGUACAUAUCUUCGUCGUCCAGCAUCUGUUUAUAUUGGUUCAAUUGGUAAACCAACUGAACGUGUUGAACAAAUUAUUAUUAUGUGUUCAGAAAAUGAGAAACGUAAUAAAUUACUUGAAAUUCUUGAACGUGGUAUUGAACCACCUAUUAUUAUAUUUGUUAAUCAAAAGAAAGCUGUCGAUAUUUUGGCUAAAGGUUUAGCUAAAAAAGGAUAUAAUCCAUGUACAUUGCAUGGUGGAAAAGGUCAAGAAAGUCGAGAUUUAGCUUUAGCUCAAUUAAAACAAGGUCAAAAAGAUAUUCUUGUUGCAACAGAUGUUGCUGGUCGUGGUAUUGAUAUAAAAGAUGUUUCAGUUGUAUUAAAUUAUGAUAUGGCUAAGACAGUUCAAGAUUAUACACAUCGUAUUGGUCGUACAGGUCGUGCUGGCAAAGCAGGCAAAGCAAUAACAUUUUUAACCAAAGAAGAUUCAGCUGUAUUUUAUGAUUUAAAAGAAGUUAUACUUGAAUCACCUGUAUCACAAUGUCCACCAGAAUUACUUAAUCAUCCUGAUGCACAACAUAAACCUGGAACUGUGGUUACUAAACGUAAUAAAACUGCAAUUCUUUGUGCAUAA
Molecule: messenger RNA, 2172 nt
Organism: Rotaria sp. Silwood1
Lineage: Eukaryota; Metazoa; Rotifera; Eurotatoria; Philodinida; Philodinidae
Source: the annotation of a GenBank genome assembly